UCUCGGUGAGACAUGGGAGCUCUUGAUUCUCUCUCGGAUUAUAUCUCCGACUACUUCUACGUCUCCAAAAGAAGGAGGAAACGUAAAGUCAUGCAGACGGUGAAUAUCAAGGUGAAAAUGGACUGUGAUGGCUGCGAACGCAGAGUCAAGAACGCAGUUUCCUCCAUGAAAGGGGUGAAAUCAGUGGAGAUGAACAGAAAGAUAAACAAAGUGACGGUGAGUGGGUACGUGGAACCGAAGAAGGUGUUGAAGAGAGUGGAGGGGACAGGGAAAAAGGCUGAGAUAUGGCCUUACGUUCCAUACAACGUGGUCGCAUAUCCAUACGCAGUCGGAACUUACGACAAAAAAGCUCCGGCUGGUUUUGUUAGGAAGUCUGAGCAGUCGCAGUUGCAGCCGCUGCCGGGAGCUCCGGACGACAACUUCAUAUCACUUUUUAGCGACGAGAAUCCCAACGCUUGCACCGUUAUGUAAUAAAUGACAAAAUAAUAUGCUAAUAGUAGUAUCCACCGCACGUAACGUUGUUUCAAUCACUUUGGCUCUUUUUUUCUUUUCUUUUUUUUGGUAUGUGUAUGUACGUAAAGAGAGAACCAAAAUAAUAGUCACUUGAGUACAACUUUCAAAAUAA
Capsella rubella is the source of this 625-nucleotide messenger RNA. Its product is annotated as heavy metal-associated isoprenylated plant protein 20. NCBI's taxonomy places the organism in Eukaryota, Viridiplantae, Streptophyta, Magnoliopsida, Brassicales, Brassicaceae. The coding region runs from base 13 to 471 and encodes 152 amino acids. The record is from RefSeq and is a predicted model, not a curated record. The transcript is spliced from 3 exons. Gene Ontology annotation, molecular function: metal ion binding.